Messenger RNA from Closterium sp. NIES-65, 1749 nucleotides. The record is from the annotation of a GenBank genome assembly. NCBI's taxonomy places the organism in Eukaryota, Viridiplantae, Streptophyta, Zygnematophyceae, Desmidiales, Closteriaceae.
AUGUCACCACUCCUUCGCUACUGUCGUGAAGCAGGAGUUCGCCUGUUCGCGUGCGGUGUGCCCCCAAAGGUGCUUCGAACAGUGCAAGCGGGCGGUAUUCAAGCUCUUUCUCCGCCGGACCGCAAAAAGUACGCGCCGCCGCUCGGCGGCGGUUCGGCCGCUUAUCUGCGGCCCGACAGCACCACUGCCGUCCCUUCGUACGGAUCCGCUAGUAGCUCCGCGUUCGGCGGCGCCGCAACGGGCGGCUCGUCUGCAAUAGCUAAUGGCGGCAUCAGCAGCAUCAGCGGCGGAAACGGCGGGCUGCUGGGAAUCGAACCCAUCGCGAACGCUGCCGAACCUCUCGUCUCCCGAACCUCCUCCCGAGCCUCGUUUCCGUUCGGCCCGGGCCCGUACUGGUUCGCGCAGGCGCGUGUGGUGGAAGAUCACGCCAUGGCUGGCGCGAUCUCGCAGGCAAUGUCAGAAGGCGGGAAAAUCGGGCUUCUUGUCGUUCUCACCGGCGCGUCGCACGUGCGAUUCGGCGCCAACGGUCGCGGCGUGCCGUCGCGCGUCGCGGAGUGGCUGCGCGCGUCGCCGGCGUCGCAGGCCGUCGUGCUGCUGAACCCCGAGCGGCAGCGCGCGCGGCUCGAGUCGGACUUCCCCGAGGCGGAUUUCUUCUGGUACUCGGGCAGCUGGGCGUGCACGCGCAACUGCUUCGACCGCGCGGAGAUCGCGCGCGUGAUGGGCGCCGCGGGGCGCACCCCCGACGCGCUCCCGCGUGACCUGCAAGUCGGGAUCGAGCGCGGUUUGAUUUCCCCCGAUACGCUCCAGUCCUUUUUCGAGCUCGAGAACAACCCGCUGGUCGCGGAGGCGACGAAGCGGUUCCAGGGAUUGCGGGAGCGGUUCUACGCGGAUCCGCGAUUCCUGCAGCGGCUAUGCACGGAGGAGGCGAUUAGUAUCGCCACGUCACUCGCCGCCCAGUUCCAGAAGCGCGGGGAUCGAUUCUGGUCGGAGCUCGAAUACGUUUCCGCGGACAUUCUCCGCGGCACCGUGGUGAACUUCUUUUCGGUCUGGCUGCCCGCGCCGCGUCUCUCCUUCCGGGAUGCCGCGGGUCCGGCCGCGCAGGCGGCCGGGGGGGCAGCUGGGGAAAAACUUUUUGGCGGGCUGACCUCGUGGAUUUCCACGCUGCCCCACAACGCGUUUCAGAUGGCCGAGCCUGGGCAGAAUUUUGGCCUCGCGGAGCGAAUCGGAACGGUGGUGGUGGCGGGAACAAAACUCUUUUCGGUCGGAUUCGUUUCAAGCGUGGCGACGCUGUCGCUGACUAAUCUUCUGGCGGACAUGAAAAACAAGCUGCCUGCAAAAUCUAUUGAUCAGGCAGCCAACGGGCAGGUUACCACAGAAACGGAAACUGGAGUGGCAGGGGCGGUGGGAGGGGUGGUGGCAGGCUCGGGAACUGCUGCAGCAGCAACUGCAGGGGAAGCAGCCGCGAGUGGCAGCGGAUCUACAGUAACAAAAUCUACAGUGGCGAGAUCUCCCGUGUUCAAAACCGCACUGGUGUACGGCGCGUUCCUGUCCACAUCAGCGAAUCUGCGGUACCAGGCGAUUGCGGGGAUUGUGGAGCACUGGAUCGCGGAUUACUACCUGGCGUCCAAUCCGGCGGCGGGAACUGCUGUGUCGUUCCUCGCCCGCACUGCCAACUCCUACUGGGGCACCUCGUGGAUCACGGACCAUCUCCCUUCCUCCCUCCCGUCCCCUCCCUGCCUCCAGCCAUGA